AUGGUGGCUGAAGUGAAAACAAAAGAGGAAAUUCUUCAAGAGAAAACAUACACAGAAAGACAUUUUACAGAUUACAGAAUAGAUGAGAUACAAAGAGAGUACGAUGAAGCUAGGAGAAUGAGUAGAUGGGACAAAAAAGAUGUAAUGACAGCUAGUUUAAAGAAGAGAGACGAAGAGAGAAUGAAGCAAAAUGUUGAGAAGAUGGUAGACGAGUUGAAGAAGACAGCAGGUAAAAAUGAUGGUGAAGGUGAACAGAAGGAUGAAGAGAUGAAGAAAAAAGAAGCAGCUAGUGAAGAAAGUCAGAAUACAGCUGAUGAGAAGCUGAAGAAGCCAGCAGAAGAAGUUGUUGCUAAAAAACAAGAGGUGAUGGAAGAAGUUCAGAAGCAGACGACAGAAGAAGCCAAGGUGCCAAAAACUGAGUGCAAGAAAUGUGAGGAAAUAUGCAGAGCUUGUACGGAAAAGGAUGAAAAAUUCAGAACCAGAGAUAUGGAAUUUUCUAAAAUUGAAUAA
Helianthus annuus (common sunflower) is the source of this 510-nucleotide messenger RNA. RefSeq names its product calponin homology domain-containing protein DDB_G0272472-like. Bases 1 to 510 code for a protein of 169 amino acids. The transcript is spliced from 3 exons. NCBI's taxonomy places the organism in Eukaryota, Viridiplantae, Streptophyta, Magnoliopsida, Asterales, Asteraceae. The record is from RefSeq and is a predicted model, not a curated record.